UUGUUUUUUAUAAUAUUUAGAGUAAAGUUUCGAGUAUUUUGAGCUGGAUAUACAAUACCCAAAUAUCUUUACUCGUUGCCCACGCACUUAGUGUUACACCUUCUAGAUCACAACUAAACUCACAAAUAUGCUUCGUAAACCGAGACCAGACACCAAGGUAGCCACCCCGCAAAACCUCUCACCUUCAAUGAGCAGAAAAUCGUCCACCAACGAAAAACGAAAGAUUUCCAGAGUACAUCUUGGAAGAAUACAGUUCACCAACGAAGAAAUGGACGUAGAGCCGGACCCAAAUGAGAAGAUCACGCAAUACGAUUUCUUCAUGGCCGCGUCCAGUGGUAAACUGAAAACAGUUCGAAAAUACUUGGACGACGGAGGAGAUGUGAAUACAAAAGACACAUGUAAAAGAACAGCCUUGCACCGAGCAGCACUGUACGAACAAGAGGAGAUCGUCAAACUGUUACUUGAAAGGGGUGCAAAAGUCAAUAGUUCUGAUAAGCUGUCCAACACUCCUUUACACUGGGCAUGUAGAGGAACGAAUUUGGAAGUAGUGAGAAGCCUGCUGAAACACAACGCAAAAAUAAAUACAAAGGAUAUGCUUUUAAACGGACCCUUACACGUUGCCACGAGAGUUGGAUUUGUUGAGUGUGUAGAUUACUUGUUGGAGUGUGGGGCGAAUCUGAACGACAGAGACAGCGAGGGAGACACGCCAAUACAUGAUGCUGUGAGACUUGGACGGCCGAAGGUUGUGAGGACUCUUGUUUUGCAUGGAGCUAAUAUGGAAAUGAAGAACAAGACUGGAAAAACUGCUGUCGACAUGGUACAGGCGUGGUACAAUAAUACAAAGCAAGCGCUGGCUAUGGCUGAAGCAGAACGAGAGAGAAAAGGACUGGACGCGGAGAAAUUGGCAAUGGAGCUGCAAAAUGUACAGUGUGAAACUAGCGGAGAGGCGUCGGAUGUUGAUAGCGAUAAGUCGGCAUCGUUGGACGAUGAAGCCAAGGAUAAGGUUUCGCCUCUUGGUUUGAAGCUUGACUUGAACUGCAUUGACGACAAGUCCUUGGACAAGAUUGAGGAGGUGAUGACGCCUUCGGAGGAGGAUUUGAAGAACUUCCCGUCAUCCAGGAGAGGUUCAAGACUCAUCAUCUUCCAGAAGCACAACAGCAAGCCAUCGAGCCCAACAGUAGAGGGCGCUGAAACUCCAUGAGGAGAGAAGUAAUUGGGGUUCGUAAAAAGCCAAAAGCACCGAUGAUGAAUUUGUCAGAAAAGAUAAAUAAAAAUGUGCUCAGUUUGGUAUCGUAGUGUGGUAUCUUAUUGUUACUGCGUUUGUCGUUUUUUUACCUAUAUAUAAAGAUAGAGAUUGCGAAAUAUUUUCCAACGUGACUUGCCCUACAGUUAAUGCAACUUUCUUCGUUCUUUACUCUUUCAGUUUGUAAAUAACACUCGUGCAUGCUUCUUAAAAAUAACUAAAAAAAUGAAAAGACUUUCGCCUACUUUUCAUUAAAUUAAAGGUAUGUGAUACGAAACUGUAAUCUGGUUCUUUUUUAUAAAUGCCAGCUACGGCUAAAUGUAUUUAAAAGCACCAAGGAGACAUAUCACAACUAUGUUGGCUUUAACAGAAUCAUCUAUCUGUAUCUAAUGGAAAUGAAGCGCAUAAAUACACUUGUUCAUAUUCAA
This is a messenger RNA of Ciona intestinalis (vase tunicate), 1671 nucleotides long. RefSeq lists its product as uncharacterized. Gene Ontology annotation, biological process: protein K6-linked ubiquitination. Gene Ontology annotation, molecular function: protein binding; ubiquitin-protein transferase activity. The record is from RefSeq and is a predicted model, not a curated record. Gene Ontology annotation, cellular component: BRCA1-BARD1 complex; BRCA1-A complex. NCBI's taxonomy places the organism in Eukaryota, Metazoa, Chordata, Ascidiacea, Phlebobranchia, Cionidae.